GGGCGUGUUCACUGCUCUGCACACAUACCUCGACACACACACACACACACACACACACACACACACACACACACACACACACACGGAACUCGGGAAAAACUUUUUACUCAACUUUUCACAGAUGGAACAGGCGGAAGCUGUCAAGUAAGCUUUAUGAAAGCUGCGGUGCUCUCGUUGCGAUAUCCUGUUUGCCAAACUCCUAAACGCCUGGACAGGAGACUCCCUCUGCGCACGCGUUAAUAACUCAAAGAUGGCGGAGGAGAAGGUUGACUCUGUCCUUGACUUGAGCCACCUGACAGAAGAGGAGCAGACCACCAUCCUGCAAGUCUUAGAUCGUGACUCGGAGUUGCGUCGUCUUGAUGAAGGACGUGUAAGGAUCCUCGAACAGACAGAGACAGACCCGACACGUCUGCGCUUCCUGUCAGGGGCAUGGUUCAGCGAGGAGCGCAGCAAACGCCAUUGCACCCGGUCGGGCAUCGCCCUCGUCCACGCCACCAUACGCCACAGGAAGACAAAGAGCAGAGAUGCGCCCCUGACUGGACUGUUCAAUGGAGAGAGUGAAGAAAGCUCCCAAAACAACAACAACACGUCUCCUGAGGCUGAGAGAAGACUGAAGGACGGCAAAGACGAGGAGUGUGGAGGGAGUCAUGGAAGUUUCAAACCUACACCCACACUCAGAACAAAAAGUCCUGUAGCACAGGGUCUCCAGCACAGAAAUAGUUCAUCAUCAUUCAAAGAGCCCAAAAGGAGAAGCAAUGGCCACAUAGAGGAACUGGAGGAAGGCUUCGAUGUUCUCAACUGGGAUACUGACUCUCUUAGCAGCAACGUGACAGAGCCAGAACCAACCUCUCUGAAAGCCAGCAGCUCCAACGGCAGCCUUCAAUCAGGCUACACGCUCAGUGGAAGCAUGAUGAGUCUGUUCAGCUCGGGGGAUUUUGGAGUGGUGGAGGUAAGGGGCCGUAUCCAAUUCUCAUUGGUUUACGACACCCAGAAGGAGGAGCUGCACGUCAAAGUGUACCGCUGCGAGGACAUUGCUUCGGCACGCAAGAACCGCUCUGACCCAUAUGUAAAAGCCUAUCUCUUGCCGGACAAGUCGAGUCAUAGUAAGAAGAAAACAUCAGUGAAGAAGAAGACACAAAACCCAGUCUAUGAUCAGACCCUCCAAUAUAAAGUGCGGAUCGGAGAGCUGCGGAGCCGGACUUUGAACUUGUCCGUGUGGCACUCCGAGCCCCUGGGGAGGAAUGUGUUUCUGGGGGAGGUGGAGGUGUCACUAGGCCUCUGGGACUGGACCUGCUCUCAGCCGCUGUGGCAGGAUCUGCAGCCACGGGUUAGUAUGACUCCAGACUCCAUUAGCAGUCGUGGGACCAUUGUGCUUUCUAUUAAGUUCAUCCCAGAUGGAUUUGAGGGUGGUGGUCUGCCUCUGACAGGAGAGCUUCACAUCUGGCUUCGUGAAGCUCAAGGUCUUCUGUCCAACAAAGGGGGCCCUAUAGACUCCUUUGUUAGAAGCUUCAUACUCCCAGAUGCUAGUCGGCAGAGUGGUCAGAAGACACGGAUGGUGAAGCGCUCCAUCAGCCCUACCUACAACCACACCAUGGUGUAUGAUGGCUUCCACACCAGCGACCUGAGAGAGGCCUGCGCUGAGCUAACUGUCUGGCAGCGCGAAGGGUUAAAAACACACACCUUAGGAGGGAUUCGUCUGAGCUGUGGAACUGGUCAGAGUUAUGGGGAGGCCGUCAGCUGGAUGGACUCCACAGAAGAUGAAGUUGCUGUGUGGACCUCCAUGAUCCAAAACCCAAACCACUGGAUCGACAUAACAUUACCAAUCAGAACUAACCUUGCACACCGGUCCGACUGACACACGAACACACAUUUGUAUGCAUGCACAUGCAAGGGUUGGACUGAAAGGACCCCCUCAGCACAUCAGCACAUUUAACCUCUCUGUCACAGUGAUACACAAGCACUCUGUUUAUUUCAGUUUUUCGUAUUUACAAACACACACACACACACACACACACACACACACACACACACACACACACACACACACACACACACACACACACACACACAGAGGAGGCAGUAGUGGUGCAAUAUUGUGAAUUAAUGGCGUAGAAUAGAAAACGAAAUCUGUCUGCAUUUCAAAUGUUUUACUCGUAUGUUUUGGUUCAGUCUGUGUCCUAUAUGACAAAAAUGCAUUUGUAAUCCAUUGUAGAUUAUUAAUUAAACCUGAACCGAUAACUCA
Dicentrarchus labrax (European seabass) is the source of this 2242-nucleotide messenger RNA. It is a transcript of the gene sytl1, whose product is annotated as synaptotagmin-like 1. Gene Ontology annotation, biological process: exocytosis; intracellular protein transport. Gene Ontology annotation, cellular component: exocytic vesicle; plasma membrane. Gene Ontology annotation, molecular function: small GTPase binding; neurexin family protein binding. The coding region runs from base 251 to 1855 and encodes 534 amino acids. Lineage: Eukaryota; Metazoa; Chordata; Actinopteri; Moronidae. The record is from RefSeq and is a predicted model, not a curated record. The transcript is spliced from 16 exons.